AUGCCAAUAACAUUUAAUUUCCACCCUAGUGACAGGAGCCGAAGCAGCAGCGCAGGUUGUCCCCGUUUCCCCUCCCCCUUCCCUUCUCCGGUUGCCUUCCCGGGCCCCUUACACUCCACAGUCCCGGUCCCGCCAUGUCCCAGAAACAAGAAGAAGAGAACCCUGCGGAGGAGACCGGCGAGGAGAAGCAGGACACGCAGGAGAAAGAAGGUAUUCUCCCUGACAGAGCUGAAGAGGCAAAGCUAAAGGCCAAAUACCCAAGCCUAGGACAAAAGCCUGGAGGCUCCGACUUCCUCAUGAAGAGACUCCAGAAAGGGGUAUGGGGCAUAGUCUCUUACCCUCUUUCUUUGGAGCCAAAGGGGGUUCUUGGAAUGAAGUCUGUAGAGGUUCUACUGGAUCCUUUUCUGGAGGUUUUGUUGUUGAACAGAAGUAGAGGCGAAUUUGAAAUUUGAAAAGAGCAAGUCAAAUUAAUGUAAAUCCCUGAUGUGGUAUCAAUUCCCUCCUGAUUUUCCAUGUAGGAAAUUAAGGCCUAAAUUGGAGCAUUUGGGUGUGUGGGGAAAUGAGGGAAAGAUGUUAGAAACUGAAAUGCAGACUGCCCCCAGGCAUUUGCCUGUUUGAAUGUUGGAGAUUUUAGGAUUGUGCACUUUUUAAGCAUUAGAGAUAAAUUUUGGGAUGCAUCAUUUCAGAAGAAGAUCGAACCAUCUCUCCUACAGAAAUAAAUCCUCAAC
Pongo pygmaeus (Bornean orangutan) is the source of this 728-nucleotide messenger RNA. Its product is annotated as alpha-endosulfine-like. The record is from RefSeq and is a predicted model, not a curated record. The transcript has a single exon. The coding region runs from base 135 to 452 and encodes 105 amino acids. Lineage: Eukaryota; Metazoa; Chordata; Mammalia; Primates; Hominidae.